Bombina bombina (fire-bellied toad) is the source of this 2342-nucleotide messenger RNA. RefSeq lists its product as uncharacterized. The coding region runs from base 101 to 2335 and encodes 744 amino acids. The transcript has 10 exons. Lineage: Eukaryota; Metazoa; Chordata; Amphibia; Anura; Bombinatoridae. The record is from RefSeq and is a predicted model, not a curated record.
CACUCCGGUAUCUACCUGCUCUCUGGCUAAAACCAUUACCGAUUCCUACUCCUAUCCAACAUUGGGUAUUCACCCCAUCCAGUCAAAUAUUACUACCACGAUGCCGGACUGCUUUGUGAAUGGGUGCCCAAGUACUACUAGAAGAGGAAAAUCAAAUCCUGCCGUUUCUCUUCACGUUUUUCCUAGAAGUGUUGACCGGAUUAGACAAUGGCUGAAACAAACUAAACAAUAUGAAGACAAAUUAGAAGAGGUGGUUAAAUUGGUAUUUGAAACCAAAAGAUAUCGUAUGUGUUCUUUGCAUUUUACAGAGGAUUCUUACUACACCCAUGGUGUACGGAAGUAUUUGAAAGAUGAUGCGCUUCCCACAAGAUUUAUUCACGUUGCAGUAUCAACUCCAUUUCCUUCUACAUUUUCAACCACCAAGAGAUCAACUCUAUCUCAAUUUCAUAAACCGUCAACAUCAAUGAAAGCUCCUGAUGUACCGGCUAAAGCUCCUGAUGUACCGGCUACAUCUGCGACAAUUCAGGAAGAUGUUCCUAUAAAGAAAAUUAAACUAUCUCCAAUACUACCAAUUAUAAGACCAAAAGUGAUGACACCUGCAGAAACAACUAAUUUACAAGUACUACAAAUGUCUCAUAUACGCAGUAUUCCUAUACUAAAAGGCAUUGAAAAAUGCUAUGUGUGCGGACGUUGUUCAAGCAAACAGAUGAUUGAUACAAGUACAAUGACAGAGUUGAAGAUUACAGAGGACAAGUCUACAGAUUUUGACCGAUUUUAUUCAACACUCACAGCCAAAAUACAAACUGGUAAAAUGUUAGGUUUAAAAAAUAAAUCCACAAGUACAUCCGACUUUCUAAGAAAAUCAGAUAAGUAUACAUGGACUAUGGGUGAUGUAAGUUUAGAUCCUCAUCUGAGUAUUUCUACAAUUGAUAUAAAAUCACUCCAUAAACAGAGCACCAACAGUACAGAUAGACGCACAACUUCCACAUCAUCUGUGAUAGCAAUAGAUAAAGAAUCUUCAAUAGAUAAAGGAAUCAAGAUAGCCGAAGAAAGUGAUAUUUCAUUAAUCAAAAAUAUUGAAAAGGAUCCACAUGAUCCCAGUUUCAUUAGAGACACAACAGCAGAAUCUGAGGAAGAUUUUUCUCAGGUGGAAGAAGCUACCCCGGAAGGUUUUCCAGUGGUUGUACCGGAACGAUUAGAGAUUAAGAAAGAAAAGCCUGACAUGGAGUAUAAUGCGACCACAAUAAAGCGUGAAACUGGCACAUUUACUGCUGAUGGUUUUGCAGUGUUUGCACCAGAGAUCAUAAAGGUGAAGUCAGAGACAGAGGAGCCAGAUACCAGGGAUCAUUUACCCACAAUAAAAACUGAAAAUGUUACACCCACAGUGACCUCACCAGAGAGUAUAACGAUGAAGUCGGAAACAGAGGAGCCGGAGUCUGAGGAUCAUGUGACCACAAUGCAGACUGAAAACGCUACACCCGCAGCUGGCGGUUUUCCAUUGUGUGCGCUGGGAACGUUAGAGGUUAAGACUGAAAAAGAAGAUCUAGACAUUGAUGAUCGCGUGACAGCGAUAAAGAUUGAAAAUGUUACAACCACUGUUGAUGGUUUUCGUGUGGUCAUAGUGGAGAAUUUACAGGUGAAGGCGGAGCAAGAAGAUCCGUAUACGGAGGGGGAAACAAAUACUUUUCCUGUUGAUGCACCAGGAAACGGAAAUGUGAAGACAGACGAGGAAGAGAGGGAUACUGAGGAUCACGUUACCACCAUAAAUAACAUUGCGAUUUCGAUUGAAGAGAAGCGAUCACAAACCAUGCUGUUUGAUCUUUGGGAUCCUAUUGCAGGUUGUGAAGAAAGCAGCGGUAUUAAUGCUUCUGUCUUCAGAAUGGAAGGUGUAUCUGUAGAUGUGGAAGAGAGAGUGGGCAACACAGAUUGGUGUGUUUGCGGCAAUUGCCAAGCUAUGCCAACCACCCAUGAAUCAAUCUGCUGCCGUGACGUGGAGAAUGUUUAUUCUAAAAUCCCUGACGGUUCAUCCUGUAUUUGUGAGGAUCCAUAUGUGUCUAUAUCAUUAACCAGUAGACAGUAUUUAGUACAAGUUUACCGUCUUUUGGCAAGCUACAAGAAAAUACCCAACAAUCCAAAUGAGAGGGAUUUACAGAAGAUAUCGUACAGAUGUUUCAUGGUGUUUGCUCAUGGAUACCUUGGACUAAGGCAUAGAAAGACGAUACCAUCAUGUGUGGUUUCAACUAUAAGGAAAUCAUUUCCAGCACCAGAUCGCAUUUAUGUUGGAUCUUAUGCAGCAGAAGAAGAUGGACCUGCCAUUAAUAUGUUACUUGAUUAAAUUUAUA